UAGGAGACUUAGCUCAGUAUUGCGGAAGUUAUGAAGAUCAAACCAACCUUUGGAAUCACUCUAUUUUUGCUACUUUUGUUUUUCAACGGUAUAGAGUCAAGGUAUGAAUCCGGAGGACAACGGACAAAUGUGAUUGAAGAUGAUUCAUUACCAGUAGUAUCACAAGAAAAUGAAGAUUGCUUUGUAUACAGAAGGCUUCAGAAUGACAAGACUUUUUUCAACGAUAGAAAACUACGACCAAGUGCCACAUUUUACCCAGAUAAUGAUGUAAGAGACAAGAUUUUUGUUAAAGAUAUUGAGCCACAACCAAGUCUCUCGUUCUAUCUAAAUGAUGAUGCAAAGAAAAAACUUUUUACUAAAGAUAUUGGGCCACGACCAAGUCUCUCGUUCUAUCCAAAUGAUGAAGCAAACAAAAAGCUUUUUACUAAAGAUAUUGAGCCACGAUCAAGUGCUACAUUUUAUCCAAAUGAUGAUACAAAGAAAAAGCUUUUUAAUAAAGAUAUUGAGCCACGACCAAGUGCCACAUUCUAUCCAAAUUAUGAUGCAAAGAAAAAGUUUUUUACUAAAGAUAUUGAGCCACAACCAAGUCUCUCGUUCUAUCCAAAUGACGAUGCAAUGAAAAAACUUUUUACUAAAGAUAUUGAGCCACGACCAAGUGCCACAUUUUAUCCAAACGAUGAUGCAAAGAAAAAGCUUUUUAAUAAAGAUAUUGAGCCACAACCAAGUGCAACAUUCUAUCCAAAUUAUGAUGCAAAGAAAAAGAUUUUUAGUAAAGAUAUUGAGCCACGACUAAGUACCACAUUCUAUCCAAAUAAAAAAGCUUUUUACUAAAAAUAUUGAGUCACGAUCAAGUACUACGUUCUAUCCAGAUGAUGAUACCAAGAACAAGCUUUUUACUAAAGAUAUUCAACCUCAACCAAGUACCAAAUUCUAUCUGGUAUCUCAAAUAAUUACGGUAAAAACAACCUUUUUAGGAAAGAUAUGUAAUCAUUUGGUUAUAUGACCAACUAAUAUGUGUGGUUUGUAAUUUACAUUUCCGUUGAACAUUGUGGCGUGUGACUUGUAAAAUAAAAAAGAAAUAAAUUGUGGAAAAGAAUAAUUAUGUGUAGAAAGCCAUCUGAUGAGAUGAUUUGC
This is a messenger RNA of Cucumis melo (muskmelon), 1134 nucleotides long. RefSeq names its product organ-specific protein S2-like. The record is from RefSeq and is a predicted model, not a curated record. Lineage: Eukaryota; Viridiplantae; Streptophyta; Magnoliopsida; Cucurbitales; Cucurbitaceae. Bases 31 to 831 code for a protein of 266 amino acids. The transcript is spliced from 2 exons.